Molecule: messenger RNA, 225 nt
Organism: Lachancea lanzarotensis
Lineage: Eukaryota; Fungi; Ascomycota; Saccharomycetes; Saccharomycetales; Saccharomycetaceae
Gene: RTC6
Product: LALA0S13e02608g1_1
Exons: 2
Coding region: 1-225 (74 amino acids)
Biological process (GO): ribosome biogenesis; translation
Cellular component (GO): mitochondrial large ribosomal subunit; ribosome
Molecular function (GO): structural constituent of ribosome
Source: RefSeq, a predicted model, not a curated record
AUGUUUCUAGGACUUCUAAAAGCAAAACCCUUUGGGAAUAUAUCGCAGCAGAGCCAAGGACUUCUAAAAACAGCACUUGGGCUUCCUAAUCCGCUUCUCACACGAGGUUUCAAGGUCAGAACUGCUAUCAAAAAAUUCUGCAGUGAUUGCUACAUGGUGAGGCGUAAAGGACGGGUUUAUGUUUACUGCAAGUCUAACAAAAAACAUAAGCAACGCCAGGGUUAA